This is a messenger RNA of Drosophila teissieri, 1440 nucleotides long. Its product is annotated as histone H3.3A. NCBI's taxonomy places the organism in Eukaryota, Metazoa, Arthropoda, Insecta, Diptera, Drosophilidae. The transcript is spliced from 3 exons. Gene Ontology annotation, molecular function: structural constituent of chromatin; DNA binding; protein heterodimerization activity. The record is from RefSeq and is a predicted model, not a curated record. Gene Ontology annotation, cellular component: nucleosome. Bases 166 to 576 code for a protein of 136 amino acids.
AUGUAAUCGAGUGCAAUCGAAAAUCCAGACCACCCCUAGCUCGCAACGAACCGAUAUCAUUGUGAAAAUUUCUCUCGCCUGAAUUUGUUCGUUCUCGUGUUAAAAGUGACAUUUUGUGAACAAGAUUUGUAAUUCGUCUUAAACGUUUGAAAAAGCUAAGAAAAUAUGGCCCGUACUAAGCAGACCGCCCGUAAGUCAACCGGAGGAAAGGCUCCUCGUAAGCAGCUGGCCACCAAGGCAGCCCGUAAAUCGGCGCCAUCCACCGGCGGAGUGAAGAAGCCCCAUCGUUAUCGUCCCGGAACCGUGGCUCUUCGUGAGAUCCGUCGUUACCAGAAGUCGACUGAGUUGCUCAUCCGCAAGCUGCCCUUCCAGCGGCUGGUUCGUGAAAUCGCCCAGGAUUUCAAGACCGAUUUGCGUUUCCAGUCAGCGGCUAUCGGUGCCCUGCAGGAAGCAUCUGAGGCGUACCUUGUGGGUCUCUUCGAAGACACCAACUUGUGCGCUAUCCACGCCAAGCGCGUGACCAUCAUGCCCAAGGACAUCCAGUUGGCGCGCCGCAUCCGAGGCGAGCGUGCUUAAGCUGGAUCACCUGCGCCGGAUUCGAUCACUGUCGUCCAUCCCAGAACAGCAGACCGUUUUGAUUCACCUUUUGUUGUGGGAGAGGUGCCCGCCAAGGAACUUCACCAGCGACACAUUGAUCCAAUCUAUCAUUCAUAUUUAUAUGUACACAUUUAUCAUACUUUUGUUGUUCAAUCGGAUCGUCCGAGUGGCGAUUUCGAUGCGAGAAAUACCACACACAAAACAACACACAACAUUACUGUAAUGCUUAAACAAUAUUUGUAACUCUUAUUAUUACUAUUAUAUAUUAGUUAUUAAGUUUUUUUUCUCGCCUGUGUGUCGUCGGUUGGAUCGUGUACGCUGCGCCAUACACCUUGCCCUCCGAAUCCGGGUCCACCUCUUCGAUUUGGAAGGGAAUUUCCCCGGGCGGCUGUCGUCGCCUGUCCGCCUGCAACAUCCGCCACCAACCACUCCAACAAUUGUCCAGCUGGCGGGCUUCGAUUUCCAGGUAAUCCGUGAUCUUUAAGGCGCCUGUCUCGCCUUCUUCCCUUCGAUCAAGGAGAGGCUCUCCAUCUGGCGGCCGGGAUGAGCGGAGCCUGGAGGUCGGGGCCAACCAAACGCCAGCUGGACGUGGCAAGGCGGACAGAUGGCGGCGGACUGCCUGGCGGGGAUUCCCGGAUCUCUGGAUGGGCGGCGAGGGCAUGGCCAUCUGGCGAUGCAACCGACGGUACGCAGCUUUUAUGAAGAUGAUAUCCAUAUAUAACACCGAAAACCGAAUCGAGUACACUUAACUUUACACUUACGUAUAUGCUUAUAUAUACAUAAAUACAUACAUAUAUAUAUAAAUAUAUAUAUAUAAAUCUUUAUGGAAGCAAAAGCACUAGA